Molecule: messenger RNA, 1071 nt
Organism: Syngnathoides biaculeatus (alligator pipefish)
Lineage: Eukaryota; Metazoa; Chordata; Actinopteri; Syngnathiformes; Syngnathidae
Gene: hdhd2
Product: haloacid dehalogenase-like hydrolase domain containing 2
Exons: 10
Coding region: 141-920 (259 amino acids)
Biological process (GO): dephosphorylation
Molecular function (GO): phosphatase activity
Source: RefSeq, a predicted model, not a curated record
AGACUAAAAUUACACAUUUGAACGGGUGGGGGCAGUACCGAGCAAGAAGCAGUGAGAACCCUACCUUCAGUACGCCAAAGAUAAAGACUCGAACUGGAACCAGGAGCAGUCAUUGAGCUUUUCCCUCAAAGGUGACAAGAAUGGCAAGCAGACGUGCUUUAAAGGCCGUCCUCAUUGACUUGAGUGGAACUCUGCACAUAGAAGACACAGCGGUGCCUGGGGCGCAGGAUGCCCUCUCCAGGUUACGGCAGACGUCUGUUGCCAUCAAGUUUGUGACCAACACAACCAAAGAGAGUAAGAAGAACUUGCUGGAAAGGCUGCAACGGCUCAAUUUUGAUCUCCAGGAAAAUGAGGUCUUCACAUCUCUGAGCGCUGCGAGGAGCCUCCUAGAGAAGACAAAAUACAGACCAUUGCUACUCCUGGAGGACAGCGCUCUGGAAGAUUUCAAAGGUAUCGACACAUCUGAACCAAAUGCUGUUGUCAUCGGGCUCGCUCCUGAUCAAUUCGACUACAAAACUAUGAACAAGGCUUUCAGACUGAUUCUGGAUGGCGCUCCUCUCUUCGCAAUCCAUAAGGCUCGGUACUAUAAAAGAAAAGAUGGUUUGGCCCUCGGCCCUGGGCCCUUUGUAACUGGACUGGAGUAUGCCGCAGACUGUAAAGCUACUGUGGUGGGAAAGCCUGAGAAAACUUUUUUCACACAGGCACUGGCAGAUUUGGGAUGUAACCCAGAUGAAGGAGUCAUGAUCGGAGAUGAUCCCAGAGAUGACGUAGGAGGGGCUCAUAGUGCAGGAAUGCUGGGGAUUCUUGUUCGAACUGGUAAAUACAGGCAAGGAGACGAGAAUAAAAUCAACCCCCCUCCUCACCUGACAUGCGAUACUUUUGCAGAUGCCGUUGAACACAUCCUUAAGAACCUACUCUAACAUCAUUUGAAAGGACUGUAAAGAUAAGAUGACCUCGGUGAAGCACAACUGGACUUUAUCAAGAUUCAAGGCACUUCUGUUCGAUGGUGUCACCUGGUUCCACUACUUUCUUGAUCAGUUUGGGAAACUUCUGGAACUUGACGAAGUGAUA